Polyodon spathula (Mississippi paddlefish) is the source of this 3264-nucleotide messenger RNA. Its product is annotated as RAF proto-oncogene serine/threonine-protein kinase-like. Gene Ontology annotation, biological process: signal transduction; protein phosphorylation. Gene Ontology annotation, molecular function: ATP binding; protein kinase activity. Gene Ontology annotation, cellular component: mitochondrion; cytosol; plasma membrane. The record is from RefSeq and is a predicted model, not a curated record. Lineage: Eukaryota; Metazoa; Chordata; Actinopteri; Acipenseriformes; Polyodontidae. The transcript is spliced from 18 exons. The coding region runs from base 338 to 2326 and encodes 662 amino acids.
CCUAACCUUCUGAAAAGAGACCUAAAAUAUGUAAAUCGCGCAAUCUUGGUUAAAACAUUCGGAUGCGACUCGAAAUACAAGGAUACCAAUUGCUUAGACUGAGUUGAACACAUUGAAACGUUAAAAUCCACACAUCACGUAAUUUGUUUAAGCUCCAGUUACCCAUGUGACAUACACGCUCAAACAGUGUAUGAGGGCUCUUUCAAUUCCAAUCUAAAAAAGUAGCGCAUUGCAAAAGAAGCCAGGUUACAAAGAAGACAGAUCAAGUCCGAAAAGAAGAAUUAAGUACAUUUUAAAAAAGAAAACAAAAGAUUCAGAAAGUCCUCAGAUUUUGUGAAUGGAGCACUUUCAUGAAGCGUGGAGGACCCUUAGCAAUGGGUUUGGCCUCAAGGAUUCUGUGUUUGAAGAUUCUCCAUGCAUGUCUCCCACCAUCACCCAGGGGCUUCCCUACCAGCGGCGCUCUUCUGAUGAAAGCAGAAUCACAGACUCGGGCAAGACGAGCUGCACUAUCAGAGUGUACCUGCCUAACAAGCAGCGCACAGUGGUGAAUGUUCGGCCUGGCAUGACCCUCCAUGAUUGCCUCAUUAAAGCCCUCAAAGUGAGGGGGCUGCAGCCACAGUGCUGUGCUGUGUUCAGACUGCACCAUGGGCAGAGAAGUCGAAAUUCCCGUAUGGAUUGGAAUACAGAUGCUACCUCAUUGAUCGGUGAGGAAUUACUAGUUGAAGUUCUAGACCAUGUUCCCUUGACAACGCAUAAUUUUGUUCGGAAAACAUUUCUGAAGUUGGCUUUUUGUGAUAUUUGCCAGAAGUUCCUGUUAAAUGGUUUUCGAUGUCAGACCUGCGGAUACAAAUUCCACGAGCACUGUAGCACUAAAGUGCCGACUAUGUGUGUAGACUGGAGCAACAUCAGACAGCUGCUGUUGUGUCCGACACCAGGUGAGAGUGGGGGCCCCGUCCUGCCACCCCUGUCAUCACGACGAAUGCGCGAGUCUCUCUCCCGAUUCCCUGUCAGCUCUCAGCACAGACAUUCUACCCCCUAUGCAUUUAAUGACCUCACAGCCUACCGCCCCACAGACUGCUCCCUUUCCCAGAGGCAGAGGUCCACCUCUACUCCCAACGUUCACAUGGUCAGCACGACCAUGCCAGUCGACAGUAGCGUCAUAGAGGUAGAUUGCCUGAAAGCUUCUCCCAGUUCCUGGUGCCGGCGGUUUUGCAUGAGAGGAAGAGAUGCAAUUGGAAGUCAUGAAUCAGGGAGCCCUCCCAAUCUCAGUCCAACAGGCUGGUUCCAGUCGAUAACGCCGGUCCCUGCUCACAGAGAACGAGCCCCGUCGUCCAACACCCAAGAAAAAAAAAAAAUUCGGCAACGAGGCGAAAGAGAUUCCAGUUACUAUUGGGAAAUUGAAGCUAAGGAGGUCAUGCUGCUAUCCAGGAUAGGGUCUGGCUCGUUUGGGACUGUGUACAAAGGCAAAUGGCACGGAGAUGUAGCUGUGAAGAUUCUAAAGGUGACCGAUCCCACGCCAGAACAGUUCCAGGCCUUCCGAAAUGAAGUUGCAGUUCUAAGGAAAACAAGACAUGUCAACAUCCUAUUGUUCAUGGGUUACAUGACAAAGGGAAACUUGGCCAUCGUGACUCAGUGGUGUGACGGCAGCAGCCUUUACAAACACAUGCAUGUCCAGGAGACAAAACUUCAGAUUUUCCAGCUGAUAGACAUCGCCAGGCAGACUGCGCAAGGCAUGGACUAUUUACAUGCAAAGAAUAUUAUCCACCGGGACAUGAAAUCAAACAAUAUAUUCCUGCAUGAAGGCUUGACAGUAAAGAUAGGAGAUUUUGGCCUGGCCACUGUGAAAGCAAGGUGGAGUGGCUCGCAUCAAGUAGAGCAGCCGUCGGGAUCGAUCCUCUGGAUGGCUCCUGAAGUCAUUCGGAUGGAGGAUAACAACCCAUACAGUUUCCAGUCGGAUGUCUACUCCUAUGGAAUUGUGUUGUACGAGUUAAUGACCGGAGAGUUGCCCUACUCACAAAUAGCCAACAGAGACCAGGUAACGACAUUUACUAUCAUUUUCAUGGUUGGUCGGGGGUAUUUAUCUCCAGACCUCAGCAAACUGUAUAAGAGCUGUCCAAAAGCCAUGAAGAGGCUUGUUGCAGACUGCAUCAAACAGAAAAAGGACGACAGGCCCCUCUUCCCUCAGAUUUUGUCAUCUAUAGAACUGCUGCAGCACUCUCUUCCCAAAAUCAACCGCAGUACCUCGGAGCCAUCACUGCAUCGAGCCACACACACAGAGGACAUUAACUCAUGCACUUUGAGCUCAAUGAAGCUGCCAGUGUUCUAGGACAUGAUCACACCAUCCCCAGUCAAAUACCUUAAGCAGAGAAAAAAAUUGCAAUUCUACAUUCUAUAUUUUUAAAUUACUGCACCCAAGGACAGCAACGCAGCACCAGCUUAUAUAUACAAACCCCAAAGAAAAAAAAGCUGCUAUCAAGAUCAGUAAACUGUUCCUUCAGUUUUCAUUUUAAAGGCAUUUUCAAGUGUGUCCCCUUUCAUAUAGUCAUGCAAGCAACUAAUGCAACACAGAUAUAUUAUGGAUAUUUUUGAUUGAUACUCUGAAUUGACAGAGUAACAACUGCAUUUUUUUUUCUGUUGGGAGAUGAGAAAAAUGGUUGAAAGCUGCAAUUUUCUAUUCGUUGUACUGAAGAACCAGGGAACUAAAGAGGAAACAUACAUUCUGUUUUGUAAAUUUUUUUUUUUUUUUUUUUUAGCAGAUGUGUAAACAGAAAACAUUUCUUGUCUCACUCUGGAUUCUUAACUUUUUUGUUGAAAAAUGAAGAAAAUUUGGAUUUAGGCAGAAAUCAGCAUCUCUGGAGCUGAUUUUAGAAGGGACUUCUUUUUUUAAAAUAUAGUUUAACAGUAUCGCAUCUGCUGUCAUUCAUCAAACUGUUCGAGAACUAAGAUUCUUGCUGAAUAGUUGCAUUCUGUGAUUUAACAAUAUGUGUUUAUGAAAGGGGGCACCAAAACUGUUUUGAGGAGCACUUUACUUAUUCAAAGUUCUCUGGCUAAUUUCCUCCCGGAUGCAUUUACAAGUGUACCAGUUUCUCCAUGCGCAGUAUCGUAAGCAUAUUGAUGAGAUAACUACAAGCAGAUGCAAUUACUGUAGCAAUCUCUCAAAACUUGAAAAGGGUUUCCCAUUGCCCUCUUCUGUGUAUCCCAUGAAAACAAACAGCUGGAAUUUUAGUUUUGGAAUUAAACUAUUUCUUUUAUUUUUAAAAUGUA